CAGCGCUCGCACCAUUGGUCCGUACAGCAAUAUCCAUUUCUGCGUUUCCCCGCUCGGCCGCUCGCAAACACCGACAACCAUGGCGGCGCUCUGCUCCGCCGCCUCGCCUGCCAUCUCCAGAGCCGCGGCUCUCGGCCUGUCCGCGCGCGGUGGAGCCAUCUCCUUCCUCCGCCUCCGCCUGCGCGAGGCCGCUUCGCGCUCUUGCUACGCCGCCGCCGCACCGCGAGCGGUGAGGGCACCGUCGUGGCGAGCCCAGCGGCGCUUCGCCGCAUCGGCUGCUUCCACUACCGAGGAGGACGCAGACGUCGAUACUAUGAUCCCGCCCGAUGACCGUAUCCCGGCCACUAUUAUCACCGGCUUCCUCGGCUCCGGCAAGACAACUUUACUAAAUCACAUAUUGACUGCUCACCAUGGAAAGCGGAUCGCUGUAAUUGAGAACGAGUAUGGAGAAGUCGACAUUGAUGGUUCGCUAGUUGCUGCACAAACUGCUGGAGCUGAGGAUAUAAUGAUGCUUAACAAUGGUUGCCUUUGCUGCACUGUGCGUGGUGAUUUAGUACGUAUGAUCGGUGAACUGGUUGACAAGAAGAAGGGCAAGUUUGACCAUCUUGUUAUUGAAACUACAGGUUUAGCAAAUCCAGCUCCCAUAAUACAGACAUUCUAUGCAGAAGAUACAGUUUUUAAUGAUGUCAAGCUGGAUGGUGUUGUUACUUUAGUAGAUUCAAAGCAUGCAAGGUUGCAUUUGGAUGAAGUAAAGCCCAAGGGUAUUGUCAAUGAGGCAGUUCAGCAAAUUGCGUAUGCUGACAGAAUUAUUGUUAACAAGACUGACCUUGUUAGCGAGACUGAAGUAUCUUCCUUGGUUGAGCGUAUAAGGAGUAUCAAUCGCAUGGCAAAUUUGAAACGCGCAGAGUAUGGUAAAGUUGAUCUGGAUUACGUGCUUGGAAUCGGAGGCUUUGAUUUGGAGAGGAUUGAGAGUGCUGUCUCUGAGGAGCCACAUGAUAACCACGCAGAGCAUGAGCAUGGGCAUCACCAUGAUCACCAUCAUCACCAUCAUGAUCAUGACCACAGACAUGACCAUCAUGCGCAUGAUCACACCCAUGAUCCUGGUGUUUCUUCUGUAAGCAUUGUUUGCGAAGGGGAGAUGGAUCUUGAAAAGGCUGACAUGUGGUUGGGGAACCUACUACUGGAACGCAGUGAUGACAUAUACCGCAUGAAGGGGUUACUCUCUGUCAGUGGAAUGCCUCAACGCUUUGUCUUUCAGGGAGUGCAUGACAUAUUCCAGGGAUCACCCGACAGAAUGUGGGAGCCAAAUGAGCCGCGCAUCAACAAGAUUGUGUUCAUCGGCAGGAACCUCAACAGAGAAGAGCUGGAGACGGGCUUCAAGGAUUGCCUGCUGAAGCAAUAGGCGAGAGACCCCUGAGCUUCUCUGUUCUCUUAGUCACUGGAUGGAUCUCCAGCUUCAUGAUUUUGAGCUUUGCGGCUGCAGAAGUUAUCCUUGAAAGUCGAAACUGAUAUAGAUGUGAUUUGAGAACUGACAUGAAACGCGAGAUGUACAUAUCGGGGAACAGUAACAACCCUGCUACCUUGCUGUCGUUUACAGCCAUCUAUAGUACCUUGAUGCUGCAGUGUGUCACUUUGUUCUAUCGCCUGUAGAAACCGUCCCUGUGAUUCGAGUAAUUGCAUUGUGUACUACUAGUACUAUUUGCUGGGAGAUUCUCAAGACUA
This is a messenger RNA of Brachypodium distachyon (stiff brome), 1722 nucleotides long. RefSeq lists its product as uncharacterized. Bases 80 to 1402 code for a protein of 440 amino acids. The transcript has 10 exons. The record is from RefSeq and is a predicted model, not a curated record. NCBI's taxonomy places the organism in Eukaryota, Viridiplantae, Streptophyta, Magnoliopsida, Poales, Poaceae. Gene Ontology annotation, cellular component: cytoplasm.